GCAACGCCGGCUCAGCAGGCUCAGCUGAGCUAUAAAAAGGCAUAGGAAGGGGGAGGAAGGGCUGCCGUGCAGUAGGAACUGUGCAGAUACACACACACGGGGAUCCAGGAAAGGCAGCCCAUUGCACUGGGAUCUAGAGCCACACCGCCACCGAGAGUUAAAGGAAACACUCAUCUAACGCAACACGAUGGCAGACAAAAUUAAAGAUGCAAAGAUCAUCUUUGUAGUGGGUGGGCCUGGCUCUGGAAAGGGCACCCAGUGUGAGAAAGUGGUUGCCAAGUAUGGCUACACUCACUUGUCAUCAGGAGAUCUGCUCCGUGCUGAGGUGUCUUCUGGCUCAGAUAGGGGGAAGCAGCUCCAGGCCAUCAUGCAGAAGGGAGAGCUUGUGCCCCUGGACACAGUCUUAGACAUGAUUAAGGAUGCCAUGAUCGCCAAGGCUGAUGUCUCCAAGGGCUACCUUAUCGAUGGCUACCCCCGUGAGGUGAAGCAGGGCGAGGAGUUUGAGAAGAAGAUUGGCAAACCCUGCCUGCUGCUCUACGUUGACGCUAAAGGAGAGACCAUGGUCAAGAGGCUCAUGAAGCGCGGUGAGACCAGCGGCCGCGCUGAUGACAACGAGGAGACCAUCAAGAAGCGCCUGGACUUGUAUUACAAAGCAACCGAGCCAGUCAUCGCCUUUUACGAGGGCCGCGGCAUUGUCAGGAAGGUCGACUCUGAGCUGCCAGUGGAUGAGGUCUUCAAACAAGUCUCAACAGCUAUUGAUGCAUUGUAAAGUAAAGCAACAGAGCUAGACGGUCUGGUUGUUGUUUUUUAUCUUUAUGUUGUCGUAUCAAUUUCCUAAGGACAAAACAUGAACGAAAUAAUACAUUUCCCACUCAUUUUGGUAAAAAUAACAACAAAACUGAAGGCCGUUGAGGAUCAAAGAUGCCUUAACUUUACUCCUCCUCCAGCUAUAGGAGGCUCAAAGCUCAAACAACAGUGAGUCAGUUUAAAGCAGUAUCUGAGAAUCCAUUCUUUACAUAAGUCUUGCUUUUUUUCUGUGCUAAACAUGUGUGUCGAUAUAUCAAAGUGACAUCUUGAAAAGUUGUGUAUACAGGAGUUUUCAACAUUCUACUAACCUUAGAGGCACCAUGCUCACUCUGGGGCAAACCUGCACUUUACACAAUCUUGUGUAUACAUAGAGUAUGGGAAAAUAACACACUUGUUUAUGAUUGUGCCAAUCAUUGAACAAAUGGAGACAAACUGGUGAAUAUAUAUGUCUACAUGCAUUUAGUUAACAGAUAGGUAGUGCCUCUCACAGAACAUUUCAAUUACUUUUCUUAAAGACCAUAUAUUUCAUACAUUAUUUUAUAUAAAUCCAUUUACAACUAUGAUUAAAGCACAGAGAUAUGUUUUUUCAUCAAGAUGUACACAUGUAACACGGGUGUUUAUAAAGUGUAUGUUAAAAAAAGAACGAAACGAUAAAAAUAUAUACGAAAAA
Messenger RNA from Gymnodraco acuticeps, 1477 nucleotides. It is a transcript of the gene ak1, whose product is annotated as adenylate kinase 1. NCBI's taxonomy places the organism in Eukaryota, Metazoa, Chordata, Actinopteri, Perciformes, Bathydraconidae. Gene Ontology annotation, cellular component: cytoplasm; cytosol. The record is from RefSeq and is a predicted model, not a curated record. Bases 188 to 769 code for a protein of 193 amino acids. Gene Ontology annotation, biological process: ATP metabolic process; nucleoside triphosphate biosynthetic process. Gene Ontology annotation, molecular function: AMP kinase activity; ATP binding; nucleoside diphosphate kinase activity. The transcript has 7 exons.